AACCCACGCUCCUCCCCCCCAUCUCUCUCUCUUUCUCUCUCUCUCUCUCUCUCUAAUCCUCGUCGCCAUUAACAACAACCCCCCCUUCCCUGCUCUCCCCUAUUUAUAAACCCUAGCUCGUCCCCUUCCUCUCCCCAUCCCCUUCCUCCUCUUCCCCCUCCUCCUCCUCCUCCUCCUCGUGGUCAAAUUCUCUCUCCUCAGGCUCAGAUCCCGCUCCCUCGCGCUCCCUGUUUCUCUCUCUAGAAAUGGUGAGGUUGCCCUACACGACCGCGCUCACGACGCUCUUCAGCUACGGCCUCCUCUUCGCCUUCGGCCAACUCCGCGAUUUCUUCAGGAAGAUCGUCGAUUGGUUCAAAUCCAAGGACCUGAAGGGUUACGCGCCGAUCUGCUUGGGGCUCGAGGAUUUCUACGUGCGGCGCCUCUAUCUCCGCAUCCAGGAUUGCUUUGGCCGACCAAUUGCAAGUGCACCGGAUGCUUGGAUCGAUGUAGUCGAGCGCUACUCAAAUGACAACAAUAAGACUCUGCACCGAACCACAAAUACUACGAAAUGCCUCAACUUAGGGUCAUACAACUACCUUGGGUUUGCAGCAGCAGAUGAAUACUGCACUCCUCGUGUGAUCGAGUCUUUGAAGAAAUAUUCACCCAGCACCUGCAGUGUUCGUGCCGAUGGUGGCACAACUAAAUUGCAUACUGAACUGGAGGAGUUAGUUGCACGUUUUGUUGGAAAGCCAGCUGCUAUACUCUUUGGAAUGGGUUAUGUGACAAAUUCUGCAAUUAUUCCUUGCCUAAUUGGAAAGGGAGGGCUGAUAAUUAGUGAUUCUCUGAACCAUAACUCAAUUGUCAAUGGUGCACGAGGAUCAGGUGCAACAGUGCGGGUUUUCCAGCAUAAUUCUCCUUCUCACUUGGAGGAGGUGCUGAGAGAACAGAUAGCUGGGGGGCAGCCGCGAACACAUAGACCCUGGAAGAAGAUAAUUGUUAUUGUCGAGGGCAUAUAUAGCAUGGAAGGAGAGCUUUGCAAACUUCCCGAGAUUAUAGCUGUCUGCAAGAAAUACAAGGUAUAUACAUACUUAGAUGAGGCCCACAGCAUUGGUGCAAUAGGAAAAUCUGGCAGAGGUGUUUGUGAGCUCCUAGGGGUGGAUCCUACUGAUGUAGAUAUCAUGAUGGGAACUUUUACCAAGUCAUUUGGAUCUUGUGGUGGCUAUAUUGCUGCAUCAAAGGAGAUAAUUCAGUACCUAAAGUAUGCUUGCCCAGCGCAUCUUUAUGCAACUUCGAUGUCACCACCUGCAGUACAGCAAGUCAUCUCUGCAAUCAAAGUUAUCCUUGGAGAAGAUGGAUCCAAUAGAGGUGCACAGAAACUUGCACGCAUUCGUGAGAACAGCAAUUUCUUCCGAUCUGAGCUUCAGAAAAUGGGUUUUGAGGUUCUUGGGGACAAUGACUCACCAGUUAUGCCAAUAAUGCUUUACAACCCAGCAAAAAUCCCAGCUUUUUCAAGGGAAUGUCUAAGACAAAAUGUUGCCGUUGUAACCGUUGCCUUCCCUGCUACACCUCUUCUUCUGGCACGGGCUCGUAUCUGCAUCUCUGCUUCACAUUCAAGGGAAGAUUUAAUCAAGGGGCUUGAGGUUAUCAGCAAAGUUGGUGACCUUGUGGGCAUCAAGUACUUCCCUGUAGAACCACCAAAGCAUGCAGAACACGUUCUCAAAAAGCUGGAGUGAAAUGGGGAAGACUUGGUCGCAGAAUUAAUUCCACUAUUCUGUUGGACAUCUCUCCAGUUUCAAGUAGUCCAUCUCCUUUUGAGCUUAUAUAUUAGAGGCUAAAUUUGUUUCUAGCUGGCAACUGUUCAUAUUCGUUUGGUGAUCUUAUGCGUGUGUAUAACUAGUAGAGUUGUUUCCCAAAGUUCAUUUCCUUUUUCAGAUAUUCUGAAUGGUGGUAUUUGCUAUAAGAUCACAUUUUUCUCUAGAAUUUUUGUUAGUAUCCUGUGUCAACAUAGUUGUUUACUUAAAUGUUAUGAAAGUUUAAUGAAUGAAUUUGUCAUCUCACGGAUUGAUUGCUA
Messenger RNA from Ananas comosus (pineapple), 2050 nucleotides. Its product is annotated as long chain base biosynthesis protein 2a. Gene Ontology annotation, molecular function: serine C-palmitoyltransferase activity; pyridoxal phosphate binding. The coding region runs from base 246 to 1712 and encodes 488 amino acids. The transcript is spliced from 12 exons. The record is from RefSeq and is a predicted model, not a curated record. Lineage: Eukaryota; Viridiplantae; Streptophyta; Magnoliopsida; Poales; Bromeliaceae. Gene Ontology annotation, cellular component: serine palmitoyltransferase complex. Gene Ontology annotation, biological process: ceramide biosynthetic process; sphingosine biosynthetic process.